GUCAUGUGCACGUGUUGAAAGAUAAAAUCAACACUACCGCAGUGAUAUAGUUUUGUUAGACCUGUCCUUGCACAAUAUUGGAGUGCUGGAGGCCAAACAGCAGUGUUCGUUUUGCGUCUCGGGGCAUCUUCACCACUCAAAGAAUGGCUUUUUCCUUGGACCUGGAAAGACACAACAGCGAUUGUGUCCCAGAAAAGAAUCUUCUAAUUAGCUAUUACCACGGUGCCUGUAAGGAGCCUCUUUGUGGACUGACCAUCCCGCAACUUGUGGAGGCUGCAGCAAGUGGAUGCCCCACCCGAAUACUAUACCGGGUACUUGAGUACAACCAGACAAUCACCGCCAAGCAGUUACUGGAACAGGCAAACUCAUUCUCUAAAGGCUUGAUAUCACAAGGUGUUCUGAAGGGCGACGUGGUGUUUUGUGUCGGGUUAGAUACUAUCGACUUCUACCCCAUUAUGCAUGCAGUGUUCGCUAUAGGAGCAGUGUUUUUCAACGACGUUCUGUGUGCCCCGAAGGCGGUAGACCUGGCUCGGCUGAUUGACAUUGUAAAACCCAAACUGCUCAUCUGUGGAGAGAAGGAGAUCUCGACUGUUGAGGAAGUUAUUGGGAACAGUCCUGAAAGAAACUGGGAUUGUUUCUGCGUUUCAUUCAGUACGAAUUCAGCGGCAAAUGUCUGUAGCCAUAAGGAGCUAUUAAAGAACGGAGAGACUGUGCCAGAUGAACAACUACAAUCAUCCAAACGUCAUAUUUCCCUCGACGACAAUGCGUGGAUAGUGGCCUCAUCUGGAACGACAGGACAACCGAAACUCAUGUAUGUGGGACAUCAUGCAUUGGUUAAUUUUGCCAAAUUCACCAUCAUCAGAAAGAAUCCCCAGAGAAAGCCGCAGGUCGAAGCAUGGCUCAACACCAGCAGCGAUGACGUCAUGCCGGUCACCCAGGCCCUGGCCAUUUUGUUUCACUGGAGACUAGACCACGUGGGCAUCAUGCUGCCCAGCACUGUAGAUUACACAGAGGAGGGUGUACAGAGACUCAAGGAGAUUAUUGAACAAGAGAAGAUCACAACGAUAUCUUUGAUGCCCUUCUGGAUGGUUCGCUUGGUGGAGGAAGCUGCAGCCUCACCAUACAAUCUUUCGUCGCUCAGAUCGGGUUUACUUGUUUCUCAGGGUGUAAGCCAAGAGGUUCGACGAAAAAUAGCCGAGGAAUAUUCGGAUUCCGUUGUUGCUUUUGGGGCAACUGAGUUUCUGACAGCGACGACUACAUCCCCAGACAUGACGACAAAGGAGCAGUUUAUGACAUCUGCGGGUUAUGCUAUGCCGCAUGUCGAGGUUAAGGUGGUAAGUGAUGAUGGUGACAUCCUCCCUAUCAAUACAACAGGAGAACUGUGCUUCCGAGGCUGGCCACUGUGUAACGGAUAUCAUAGUAGUUCCGUAAAUACCCAGAAGGUUGUUGACGCACGGAACUGGUUCCACUCGGGUGAUCUUGGAAGGAUGGAUCCGACUGGUCACGUGGAAAUACUUGGUCGUAAGUCAGACAGCAUCAGGUUCAAAAAGAAGGGCGAAGUGGUCUAUCCGGAAGUUGUAGAAGCUGCAGUGAGACAACAUGAGAAAGUGCGAGACGUAAAGGUCAUAGGAUUGAGCGGAGACAAAUUUGGUACAACCAUUGUUGCUUGCGUCAUAUUACGCAGGCGUACUGUAGCCAGUAGCGAGGAUAUAAAGGCAUUUUUGUCCACUAAGGUGCUCGAAAACGCCCGACCAGACCAUGUUCUGUUCUUUGAUGAGUUUCCAAAAGUUGGAGCACGAAAGAAGGUGUCCCGAUCUCAGCUGACCGAACUUGUCAAGAUGAGGAUCGUUCCUGAGAUAUGAACGCAUGCAAAUAGUGUACCAUAUUGUGACAUUGCUACUUUUCCUAUUCACAGAUGACAGAAACUGUCUAGAUGAGGCUAAUUUCUGAUGUAUGAACGCAUGCGCCAACUGUACCCUAUUAUAACAUUGCUAUUCUAAUUUUUGUGUAAGAAUAUGUAUGUAAGCGCAUACACCAAGUGGGCAACACCGUUGUUUUGUUGGAACAUCACGGCAGUCAUACAUUUUGUUGUUGUUUUUCAUUUGAUGUUUGUAUUUGUUAGUUUUCAGAAAUUCAGUGGUAAAUCAUCACAAGUAUUUACAUUAAAAUCUGUAUUCAAACUAAA
This is a messenger RNA of Haliotis rubra (blacklip abalone), 2185 nucleotides long. RefSeq names its product medium-chain acyl-CoA ligase ACSF2, mitochondrial-like. NCBI's taxonomy places the organism in Eukaryota, Metazoa, Mollusca, Gastropoda, Lepetellida, Haliotidae. Gene Ontology annotation, biological process: fatty acid metabolic process. Bases 144 to 1862 code for a protein of 572 amino acids. Gene Ontology annotation, molecular function: medium-chain fatty acid-CoA ligase activity. The record is from RefSeq and is a predicted model, not a curated record. The transcript is spliced from 18 exons.